AUGGCUCCGUCGCAAACCCCUAGCCCAUCGCGCGCCGCCCACACCCCGAGUUCACGCACAUCCCUCGACAUCACCCCCGACUUCACCGAUCCAUCGUUCGAUCCCGCCGACUUCCUCAACGAUGUCCUCCCCCCGCUGACGCUGGCGUCAUCGCAGUCCCUCGCGCCCCGGGCGGGCAGCCGACUCGCCUACGAGGUGGAGGUGCUGCGCGGCGAGACCAUCGGGCUCUCCGACACCCUGACCGAGGCGCUCCGCGACGACAUCGCCAAGUUCGUCCCAGACGCCCCGUCCGCCCCGUCCGCUCCAGAUGACGGCCCAUCUGCGGGCGACGAGACCGACAAACACAACGAACCCGGCACCGAUGCGGCGGCGGCGCAAGACCCAGACUACAUUACGAAACUACGGACGCUGAACCAGGUGCGGUCGCGCCUGGAAGAGGUGGUGCAGACGUUCGGCGACGCGAUGGAAUGGCCGCUGCCGCCGUCGGAGACGUCGCUGACGUCUUCGUUUAUCUCCGUGUCGGCGCCGGAAGCCGGGCCCGAGAGUCACAGUCGCGAGGAGAAGGGCCAGGAGGUGGCCAAGAAGCUGCGCAACGAGGUGACAGAGCUGCUGAACAGUCACGGCGGCGGCCAGCAGGGGCUGGAGGCCGCUGCGCAGCGGGUCGAAGCACUCCGCGUGCUGGCGACGCUGUGGAAGGGCACGGCGGAGGAGAAAGCGCGCGUUCGGUUUGUGGAUGGGUUGAGUAAGAUGGUGGAGGAGCGUCGUCGGGCGCUGGAGGACCAGGGUCGCUCUGCGCAGUCCCAGCAACAGCGACAGUGGGGUGGUGGCCAUCGACGUCAGGAGAGCGAGGGGCCUGGGGGAGGGAUCUUCAAGAAUUUGCAGCGAUUACGGGAGGAGAUCUAUCUGGAGUAG
Molecule: messenger RNA, 912 nt
Organism: Aspergillus terreus NIH2624
Lineage: Eukaryota; Fungi; Ascomycota; Eurotiomycetes; Eurotiales; Aspergillaceae
Exons: 2
Coding region: 1-912 (303 amino acids)
Source: RefSeq, a predicted model, not a curated record